CACAUCGUCAUACAUGAAAGGUAUAUAUAUGUAGUUUACUCAUCACUAGGGUUUCAGAGCGAGAGGGACCGAGCCGGCGACGAGUAGGAGGAGGGUGAGGGGGAGAGAGUAGAAUAGCCACUGCGCCGCCGUCACCGCCGCUGCCCCGCCAAACAUGGGUAUUUCUCGGGAUUCGAUGCACAAGAGGCGCGCCACUGGCGGCAAGAAGAAAGCUUGGAGGAAGAAGAGAAAGUAUGAGUUGGGUCGACAGCCUGCAAAUACCAAGCUCUCCAGCAACAAGACUGUGAGGAGGAUCCGUGUAAGAGGAGGCAAUGUUAAGUGGAGGGCUCUGAGAUUGGACACAGGGAAUUACUCAUGGGGAAGUGAGGCAGUGACCCGCAAGACCCGUAUCCUUGAUGUUGUCUACAAUGCAUCAAAUAAUGAGCUUGUUAGGACUCAGACCCUGGUGAAGAGUGCAAUUGUUCAGGUCGAUGCUGCUCCGUUUAAGCAGUGGUACUUGCAGCACUAUGGUGUCGAUAUUGGUAGGAAGAAGAAGGCUGCAGCUAAGAAGGAAGCUACUGAGGAGGGAGAAGCAACCAUAGAGGAAGCCAAGAAGAGUAACCAUGUCCUCAGGAAGCUCGAGAAGCGCCAGAAGGACCGUAACCUUGACCCCCAUAUCGAAGAACAGUUUGGGUCAGGAAGGUUGUUGGCCUGCAUUUCCUCCCGGCCUGGUCAAUGUGGAAGAGCUGAUGGGUAUAUAUUGGAAGGGAAAGAGCUUGAGUUCUACAUGAAGAAACUUCAAAAGAAGAAGGGCAAGGGUGCGGGUGCUAGCGCUUGAUUGUACUGUACCUACCCUUCCUUUUUUGUCCCGCCUUCAGGGGAUUCAUGUCAGAAGAUCUCAUUUUUGACAGCUUACAAUUUGAGAGGUUUUUAUGUUUAUUGUUUUGGAACAGCUGAGACUCGGUAUGAACAAUUCUUGUCAGAUGUCGUUCUAAUGAUUUCUGAUACCAGUCAUCCGGCUUGUAUUUGAGUAUUCAGAUCCUCUACUUUGGUCUUCUAGACCGUCAUCAAAUGGCUUUGUUAAUGACCCAGAUGUAAUGUCGCCCCUAAUCCGAUGAUAAUGUACGGAUUCGCCUUUGUAAGUGUUAAAAGA
Messenger RNA from Punica granatum (pomegranate), 1132 nucleotides. The record is from RefSeq and is a predicted model, not a curated record. Lineage: Eukaryota; Viridiplantae; Streptophyta; Magnoliopsida; Myrtales; Lythraceae.